AUGCUCCCCGAUGGCACCUGCACCAGGCUCCCGGUCGGUGCAGGGAGCCACAGCGGCGGCAGCCACAGCGGAGCCAGCGGCGCCUUGGAGGAGGCGGCGGCGAGGGGCAUGGACUCGGGCGGCAGGAACUCCUCCGAUGCCCCGAACAGCACCCUGAGUGAGUCCCAGGGCAGCGCCAUCCUCAUCUCUUUCAUCUACUCUGUGGUGUGCCUGGUGGGGCUGUGUGGCAACUCCAUGGUCAUCUACGUGAUUCUACGCUAUGCCAAAAUGAAGACGGCCACCAACAUCUACAUCCUUAACUUGGCCAUUGCGGAUGAGCUGCUGAUGCUUAGCGUCCCCUUCCUGGUCACCUCCACCCUGCUGCACCACUGGCCCUUUGGCUCUCUGCUCUGCCGCCUGGUGCUCAGCGUGGAUGCCAUCAACAUGUUCACCAGUAUCUACUGCCUGACUGUGCUCAGCGUGGACCGCUACAUCGCCGUGGUGCACCCCAUCAAGGCGGCCAGGUACCGCCGACCCACCGUGGCUAAGAUGGUCAACCUUGGUGUCUGGGUGCUUUCCAUCCUCAUCAUCCUGCCCAUCAUCAUCUUCUCCAAUACAGCGGCCAACAGUGAUGGAACGGUGGCUUGCAACAUGCUCAUGCCGGAGCCCACCCAGAGGUGGCUGGUGGUCUUUGUGGUCUACACCUUUCUGAUGGGCUUCUUGCUACCAGUGGUGGCCAUCUGCCUCUGCUACAUCCUCAUCAUUGCCAAGAUGCGCAUGGUGGCCCUGAAGGCUGGCUGGCAGCAACGCAAACGCUCGGAGCGCAAGAUCACCCUCAUGGUCAUGAUGGUGGUGAUGGUCUUUGUCAUCUGUUGGAUGCCCUUCUACAUUGUGCAGCUGGUCAAUGUCUUUGUAGAGCAGGAUGACGCCACCAUCAGCCAGCUCUCUGUCAUCUUGGGCUAUGCCAAUAGCUGUGCCAACCCCAUCCUCUAUGGCUUUCUCUCAGACAAUUUCAAGCGGUCCUUCCAGAGACUGCUCUGCCUCAGUUGGAUGGACAAUGCUCCGGAGGAACCCAUCGACUACUAUGCCACUGCCCUCAAGAGCAGGGCGUACAGCGUGGAGGACUUUCCCCCGGACAACUUGGAGUCAGGGAGCAUGUACAGGAACGGCACGUGCACCUCCAGGAUUACUACCCUCUGAGGAAGCAUUCUUGCCCCCUGCCCUACCACCCCCCAGCAGGAGGGUGAGCGGAGCCAGGCUGUGGCAUGGGGAGGCUGGGAGGGAGGGGGUUUUGAUCCAGCCUACUGACAGCAUCGUUUGGCAGAAGAGGAAGCAAAGAAAACCCCACGUCCUUGGUGUGCUGCCCCAUUCCCCUUGCCUCCUUUGAAACUGGGUGCAUUUGCUGAUGCUUUGACACCCCCCUAGUAAACUGCCGUGCAUAGGAUCUGGCAGCCAGGCUUUACUAGCCCCGUCUGUCUGACAAGCAGGUCCCACAAAAACUUUCCCCUUCUGUACAGGUCCCCUCUCCUUCCCCUUAGCUAGUGGGACCCCCUGCCACCAAGCAGAGCCUGCUUGAGGUCAGGUUCAGACUCCCUUGACCAGCAGCAAACCUGCUCAGCAUCCAUGGGUAGGCACCUGCCAGUCAGAGAGCAGAAAAGCUGGGAAAGGUCCCUCCUGAACACAUCUGCCCUCUCCUGGAAAGCAGUCUCUCCCUGCCUCCCCAUGGGGAAAAGAAAAAGAAGGGAGCAAAAAGGCCCCAAGAAAAGGAACAGCUUUUGCUCUGCAGACAGCUCCCACCUCCCUGGGGUUCAGGCUCUGUGCUGCGAUCACAGGCAGCAAAGCAGAAAAAGCUCUUCAGAAAGGAACCUGAUUGUUGCAGUGCCUCAGAACUCACAGCAGGAUGCCAGUAACUGGAGGUGAUGGGUCUGUGACCCACAGGGACAGAACUGAGCUGGGGGCAGGAGGAAGCUUUGGCCUGGGAGAGGUGUGAGUGUGUUCCUCUGCACGAUGGAGUGUGCAAGUAAUAAAGUUUAAGGGGAGCACUAGACUGUGAAGUUAUUGUCUUGCAGUGCUCCGCUGGCCAGGAAACAGUGAUGAAGGGACUGAGGCAGACUUCAAUGACCUGAGUGGCCACAAAGUCACUUUAACUGAUAUGGAAAAAGGGGAUUUUGUUCAA
Molecule: messenger RNA, 2155 nt
Organism: Phasianus colchicus (ring-necked pheasant)
Lineage: Eukaryota; Metazoa; Chordata; Aves; Galliformes; Phasianidae
Gene: SSTR1
Product: somatostatin receptor 1
Biological process (GO): cellular response to estradiol stimulus; neuropeptide signaling pathway
Cellular component (GO): neuron projection; plasma membrane
Molecular function (GO): somatostatin receptor activity; neuropeptide binding
Source: RefSeq, a predicted model, not a curated record